Molecule: messenger RNA, 888 nt
Organism: Soboliphyme baturini
Lineage: Eukaryota; Metazoa; Nematoda; Enoplea; Dioctophymatida; Soboliphymatidae
Source: the annotation of a GenBank genome assembly
AUGGUGGGUGAGGCGGCAGCAGCGAGGACGGCAAAUUCAACGACGGCAGUCGGGGUUGAAGUUUCUGACGAUCGAGGGAAGACGAUGUGCUCGCAGAUGAGGGACCAGUUCCACGGUGCCGUUUCGCUGGUUCCGGGGGGCUUACAGACGCUCGAUGCUUUCCUUAUACCCGGCCGUGCGCUGGACGGCGCCCACUUGAAGGUGUGUUCUCCAGGACCGAGCACAUGCUGCACGGAGGAAAUGGAAGCAGGUUUCGUGCAGGCGUCAAAAACGGGCUUCAGGAAAUUGGUUGAAGAUAAAAUCGUCGGGCUGAGCCACAUUUUUAAGACGAGAACGACCAAUUUCGACCGUGAUCGAGACAGCGACGUUUUUGCGGGCGAUGUCACGUGUGGCUGGGGUGCGAAACUUUUGUCGCCAUCCAUCGUCCGCUUUCCUCAACGAAUUAAGGGUGACGGUGACAGGUCACGGGUCGUAAACCUGAUCUGCGUUUCUGGCCGUCCCUACGUCCACGGAUCGCCGCAUGAGAUCAGGAACAAGGUCGAGGAGUGUGAUGUUGAGAAACGAGAGAUGAAAAAAGACCCACGAGCGACCGGCAGUCGGUGGCUGGUCGCCGUCGGAAUCGUUUUUGGUGUCGACAAAAUCUAUUUACCAAGUCAACACGAGUCAAAUCCGAGGACGUUUUUCCUGUCGCGGUAUGAAUGGCCGUGUUUGCCGUUGCUCUUAGACGUCAAGCACGUGCACCGUUUACCGUUGCGACGAACACCUCUCGACGACCCGAUCGUGCUGUUGUGCGUUUCGACCGUUGUUCGCCGUUCGGUGAUGGCUAACCGGUGGUUCUGUCCGGCAUUGCCGCCGCUGUUGUUACCCAUGUGCAGUUGUCGUGAAUGA